Molecule: messenger RNA, 408 nt
Organism: Dicrocoelium dendriticum
Lineage: Eukaryota; Metazoa; Platyhelminthes; Trematoda; Plagiorchiida; Dicrocoeliidae
Source: the annotation of a GenBank genome assembly
AUGCUGAAGACCGAUGAUAACGCUGCUGAUGAGGAGGAUGAUGAUGAUGAUGAUGAUGAUGAUGAUGAUGAUGAUGAUGAUGAUGAUGAUGAUGAUGAUGAUGAUGAUGAUGAUGAUGAUGAUGAUGAUGAUGAUGAUGAUGAUGAUGAUGAUGAUGAUGAUGAUGAUGAUGAUGAUGAUGAUGAUGAUGAUGAUGAUGAUGAUGAUGAUGAUGAUGAUGAUGAUGAUGAUGAUGAUGAUGAUGAUGAUGAUGAUGAUGAUGAUGAUGAUGAUGAUGAUGAUGAUGAUGAUGAUGAUGAUGAUGAUGAUGAUGAUGAUGAUGAUGAUGAUGAUGAUGAUGAUGAUGAUGAUGAUGAUGAUGAUGAUGAUGAUGAUGAUGAUGAUGAUGAUGAUGAUGAUGAGAACUGA